UACCCAGACGCCGACUUCUAGGAAGGGGCUGGACUUGUUCGAAAUGCAGGAGAACAACAAUUUGCCGACUUCGAGCCAUUCCUCGACCCUACCACUGACAUCUAUCACCCUGCCAGUGGCCGAGUUCUUACUCGAGACAUACACGAAAAGAAUCAACCCUCAAUAUCCAAUUUACUCGACCAUAGAUGUCUUGCAGCCUUUCAAUGCCGUGUUCCAUCGAACAGCGGCCAGCAGGGCACUACUGACCGAGCCAUCUCACCGCGAAACCUACAUUGUCAGUCUGAUCAUGGCGAUUUCCCUCAGCACCGCCGCACGACACAAACAGGCGCAUGCCCAAUCGUUGGCCACUGGUCUAUUCAAGACCGCUGUCCAACACGCACAAAAGAUGUGGACGAAUGACCUGGCCAGCCUGCAGGCAUUGCUCUUGGCCAUGCAAUACGCCUUCUUAAAUCCAGACGUGGCGAAUCUGACGAUUCUGACUGGAUUUGCGAGCGAAGCGUGUAUUGACAUGGCUUGGACGCCCAAGAAAGGGAUUUGCGACGUAGAAAAAUUGGAGAGCGACAUCAUGAACGUUCUAUACCCGAGCUACACCCAAGCCGAGGAUUCUCUUACACUUGAGCCUUGGAUCGCCAAGAUGGAAAAGAGCAUUGAGGAGUGGCAGCGAGUGAUUAAUGUCGCUGCAGCGUGUAGCGAAGACGAGUCGAAAAGAUCCCUGUGGGACGAGCUGAAACUCUACGGCAAGAUUGGCUACAACUACGUUCUAGUCUGUCUAUUUGGACCAUGCCCAAGACUUCCGACACGAUCUCGACCGGACCUACUAAAGGCAUUUGCCGCCUCUGUCUGCGUCGCGUCGGCGUAUCAUGAUCAAGCCAAUUCGGCAGGUGGACACAUCAAAUACGUCUUCAACUCAUGCUAUCACACUUUUUCCUCGGCCAUAGUCUUUCUCGAGACCUUGCGAGUCUGCAGAGACGACUUUUUCCAAUCCUACAUCUUCACCGAAAUCGAGAAUUCCCCCGACUGCUUUGCAACGCUGUUCUCGGCCACGGCAGAACGCUGGCCCGCGGUCUCUCGGUGCUCGCAGGAGUUACAACAGCGCUUGCAGCCGAUCAAGGACGAUUACACGAACUUCGUGUUCGAACGCGCGAGCAACGCCGGUUAUGAAAUGCCUGUGCAAAACGGUCGGCGAGACGAUGUCGAUGACGCUGACAAGGAGAAUCUCUACGAAAACUAUUAUGAUGUACCUUACGAUUGGAAUGUUGAAUUUGGGUUUGGGAUUGACGACGUCUUCUCGAAUCAAGCGCCAUGA
Exophiala xenobiotica is the source of this 1306-nucleotide messenger RNA. RefSeq lists its product as uncharacterized. NCBI's taxonomy places the organism in Eukaryota, Fungi, Ascomycota, Eurotiomycetes, Chaetothyriales, Herpotrichiellaceae. The record is from RefSeq and is a predicted model, not a curated record. Gene Ontology annotation, molecular function: DNA-binding transcription factor activity, RNA polymerase II-specific; sequence-specific DNA binding. Bases 44 to 1306 code for a protein of 420 amino acids. Gene Ontology annotation, biological process: positive regulation of transcription by RNA polymerase II. The transcript is spliced from 2 exons.